This is a messenger RNA of Didymodactylos carnosus, 1503 nucleotides long. The record is from the annotation of a GenBank genome assembly. NCBI's taxonomy places the organism in Eukaryota, Metazoa, Rotifera, Eurotatoria, Philodinida, Philodinidae.
AUGCAUUUUUUGGAUUCAUUGCAUCUAAAUUCAUUGGAUGAUUCAAAUAGAAACUCUUAUAAUAAUACACGAAUCCAUGAUGAAAAUUCAUCUUAUUCUCAUUAUUCGUCGUUAUCGUCUUAUAUGCAAAGAAUUAAUGUUUUAAAUAAUGAUGAACUUAUAAAUUUUAUUCAUCGUCUAAUGGAUGAACGUGAACAAAUAUUAAAAGAGAAUGAAUAUUUACGCGCAAAAUUAAAUGAAUCGUUACUUAUUGAAACGAUAAACGAAAUCAAAGGUGAACGUGAUAUUCUAUUAAAAUUGUUAGUAAAUACGACAAAUAAUAAUAAACAACAUCAGCAGCAGCAACAACAACAACAACAACAACGAAUAUUCAAAGAGCAAACACUUUUCAAUCAACAAAGUAAUUAUUCUGAUGAUUUGUCACACUACUCAAUGCCAUCAUCUCAGCAACAAUCUCAAUAUCCAUUAUUUAACUCAUCAAUACAAAUUAAUCAAGAUCUCAACGAUAGAUCAAUGCAUCACAGUUUCGAGUCAUCACAUGAUCCAAUAUAUGAUAUGAAUAAUAAUAUCAUACACACGCCACGUUAUGAAGCAUCUAAAACACGUAGAACCGAUUCAUUUCGCUCAAAUAAAACUAACGAGAACGCCCGUCAUUUACCACCGCCAGCACCACCUUCAUCGUACAUACAAAAACAUAAUAAUGAACAAAAAAAUCAAUCUAGCCCUCGACAACGUCGAUAUCGUACAAAAAAUGAACGUACACCAACAAGAACAAUCGAUUCAUCUUCAACAACAACGAAUACGACAACAUCAAAUCAUCGUUUAUUAAACUCGUCUUCUGGGUCGCCAACAGCUGUUUAUCGUAUCGAAGGUAAUACAUUAAAUGCAAAUGAACUUGCAAAUAUAUUUUCGAGGGUUAAACAAACACAUCCGAAUAAAAAAAUAGUUGUGUAUAAAGUUCGUCCAAAUAAUAAUAAUAACAUCGCAUCACCACAAACGAUCGUUAAUGGUAGUCAGGAUCAAAAUCAAUCGUUAAAUUCAAGUAUAAAUGGAGAUGCAAUAAUAAACGAUGAUUUUAAUAGACUUGUGGAUGAAAUGUGUAUAAAACAUGGGGUAUUGAGUGCCGAUUAUGAUGAUAGCAACGACGAAAAUACUUAUCCAAAAUCAGCAAAACUAAAUAAUCAAUCUACCAAGUCGUUUAAACAAUCAUCAACAACGUCAUCAUUGUUAAAACAUCAUCCUCAUUCACCAUUUCAGAUUAUUCAAUAUCGUUCACAAUCAUUACAAGAUCUAACACAACCGAAUAAUAAUGUUGAGCAACGGCAACAACAUUAUCAACAACAACAUCAACAAACGCUUGAUUUUUCAUUUAAACCAAUUAAAAAUGAGAAUGAUAUGAAUGGAAAUGAUCAUGAAUCAUCUCAUACGAAAAUCAUUAAUCUACCUGUUCAAGAACGCUCUCAUUACACUCGACAUUGGAUUCACACAAAUGAAAAUACUUGA